GCUCCAGCGCACCUGCCCCGCGCGGCCCCAGGUGUGCGGAGCGCGCUGCUCUCACCUGCCCGGCCCGCGGGCCCGCGGGGGGGACGCCCGCACAGCUCGGAGCCGGGCCGCGAGAUGGACUCCGUGGUCUUUGAGGAUGUGGCCGUGGACUUUACUGUGGAGGAGUGGGCUUUGCUAGAUUCUGCUCAGAGGAAGCUCUACAGAGAGGUGAUGCUGGAAAACUUGAAAAACCUGGCCUCAGUGGAUGAUGAGACUCAAUUUAAAGCCAGUGGGUCAGUUUCUCAGCAGGAUGUUUAUGGGAAUAAAAUACCCAAGGAACAUAAAAUAGCAAAGUCCACCAGAAAUGAUUCCUGGGCCUCUGUUUUAGGGAAAAUUUGGGAAGAACUUAGCACUGAAGAUCAGCGCAUGAAGCAGGGGCAACAUCUGAGAAAUCGUGUGGUGGAGAAGCUCUCUGAAAGUAACGAUCAGUGUGGGGAAGGCUCGAGUCAGAUUCCAGAUCUUAAUCUGUACCAGAAAACUCUUACUGGAAUAAAAGAGUAUGAAUGUAGCGCAUAUGGAAAAGUCUUCAUGCAUCAUUCCUCCCCCAAGAGUCACAUCGCUGUGCACACUGGACACAAACCAUAUCAGUGUCAGGAGUGUGGGCGGGCCUAUAGUUGUCGUUCACACCUUCGAAUGCAUGUGAGGACCCACAAUGGAGAGAGAACCUACGCAUGUAAAUUAUGUGGAAAGACCUUUCCUCGUACUUCUUCCCUAAACCGGCAUGUAAGGAUUCAUACUGCUGAGAAAACUUACGAAUGCCAGCAAUGUGGGAAAGCCUUCAUUGAUUUUUCAAGUCUUACUAGUCAUGUGAGAACUCACACUGGAGAGAAACCCUAUAAAUGUAAGGAAUGUGGGAAAGCCUUCAGCUAUUCCUCCACCUUUCGAAGGCACAUGAUAACACACACUGGAGAGAAGCCCUAUAAAUGUAAGGAAUGUGGGGAUGCCUUCAGCUAUUCCUCCACUUUUCGAAGACACAUGAUAUCACACACCGGGGAGACACCACAUAAAUGUAAAGAAUGUGGAGAAGCCUUCAGCUAUUCCUCAGCUUUUCGAAGGCACAUGAUAACACACACUGGAGAGAAACCCUAUGAAUGUAAACAGUGUGGAAAAACCUUUAUUUACCUGCAAUCCUUUCGGAGACACGAAAGGAUUCAUACUGGAGAGAAACCCUAUGAAUGCAAACAAUGUGGGAAAACCUUCAUUUAUCCCCAGUCCUUCCGAAGACAUGAGAGGACCCAUGGUGGAGAGAAACCCUAUGAGUGUAGCCAGUGUGGGAAAGCCUUCAGCCACCCCUCAUCCUUUCGAGGGCAUAUGAGAGUGCACACUGGAGAGAAACCUUAUGAAUGCAAUCAGUGCGGAAAAACGUUCAACUGGCCCAUAUCUUUAAGAAGACAUAUGAGGACACACAUGAGGGAGAAACCCUUUGAAUGCAAACAAUGUGGGAAAGCCUUCAAUUUGUCUGCCUGCUUCCGAGAACACGUGAGAAUGCACCCUGGAGACAAAUCGUAUCAGUGUAAGCUGUGUGGGAAGGCGUUCUAUUGCCACAUAUCCUUACAGAAACAUAUGAGAAGGCACACCGCAGAGAAGCUCUACGAAUGCAAGCAGUGUGGGAAAGCUUUCAGUUGGCCUGAACUUUUGCAACAGCACGUGAGAACACACACUGCAGAGAAACCUUAUGAAUGUAAGGAGUGUGGGAAAGUCUUCAAGUGGCCAUCGUCUUUGCCAAUACAUAUGAGAGUGCACACUGGGGAGAAGCCCUAUGAAUGUAAGGAGUGUGGGAAAGCCUUCAGUUGCUCCUCAUCCUUAAGGAGACACAUACGAACACACACUACAGACAGACACUACUUAGGUGAUGCGGGAAGUUCUCCUGCAAGUGAAUGCAUACCUUCAGUGGAUUCAGAAAAUCCACACCAGGACAGAAACCUUAUAAAAACUGUAAAUAUGGUACUGCCUUUGUGAGCACCUCAUCGAAGUGGACCUAUGGGGCACAUCUUUCCAGUUCUUUUACAGAAAAACAAUUAGGUGAAAAAUAGCUCUCCAAGUACUCUUUCAGCUAUCAUACAAAGUUUUACAGGUGGUGGUUUCUCCCCUACAUUUCAGUAAAUAAACCUAUCUUUACAAUUUGUUGGA
This is a messenger RNA of Canis lupus familiaris (dog), 2169 nucleotides long. RefSeq names its product zinc finger protein 555. The record is from RefSeq and is a predicted model, not a curated record. Gene Ontology annotation, molecular function: RNA polymerase II cis-regulatory region sequence-specific DNA binding; DNA-binding transcription factor activity, RNA polymerase II-specific. The coding region runs from base 115 to 1998 and encodes 627 amino acids. Gene Ontology annotation, biological process: regulation of transcription by RNA polymerase II. The transcript is spliced from 4 exons. NCBI's taxonomy places the organism in Eukaryota, Metazoa, Chordata, Mammalia, Carnivora, Canidae.